Cuculus canorus (common cuckoo) is the source of this 448-nucleotide messenger RNA. RefSeq names its product V-set and immunoglobulin domain-containing protein 10-like 2. The transcript has 3 exons. The record is from RefSeq and is a predicted model, not a curated record. NCBI's taxonomy places the organism in Eukaryota, Metazoa, Chordata, Aves, Cuculiformes, Cuculidae. Bases 110 to 448 code for a protein of 112 amino acids.
CUCUGCCAGGGGCUCUUCCCGGAGCGUGGGCGACUCCGCGUUGGCUACGCCACCAUCCUCCUGCGCGUCUUGGCACCGGGAGCCCCGGGGAGGUCCACUGGUGUUCCCUAUGGGGCUGGGGGGCUCCGGAGCAGAGCUGCGCCUGACGCCUGCCAACCGGAGCCACGCUGGCUGGUACGCCUGCACCGCGCACAAUGAAGUCAACAACCGCACCAGCGAGCCCAUCUACCUGGACAUCGUCUACGGCCCCGACGAGCCGGCCAUCAGCGUGGAGCCCUUCUCCCCCGAACAGGGGGGCUUCUCGGCAGGCGAGCGGGAGGACGUGGUGCUGAGCUGCCUGGCUCCCUCCAACCCCCCCAGUCGCUACAUCUGGCUCCACAACAGCUCCCAGGUCCACACCGGUCAAACCUACGUCAUCUCUGCCAUCGCCCGGACCCAGGCUGGCUGA